AUGUCUAUCCUCAUCACAGGCGGUGCAGGUUACAUUGGAAGCCAUACAUUGAUCGAACUCGCUAAGGCUGGUUACGAUUUCAUAGUUUAUGAUAAUCUUUGCAAUUCAAGCGAAGAAUCAUUGAAGAGAGUUUCAAAGCUCAUCAACAAGGACGUAAAGUUCGUUAAGGGAGAUAUCAGAGAUAGAGAUGCAUUAAAAUCUUGCUUCGAGAAGUACAAGAUUGAUUCAGUAAUCCAUUUUGCAGGCUUAAAGGCUGUUGGUGAAUCAGUUGUUAAGCCAAUCGAGUACUAUAAAAACAAUGUCAACGGUACACUUGUUCUCCUUGAUGUAAUGCGUCAAUUCGGCUGCAAGAAGAUUAUUUUCUCCAGCUCAGCAACAGUUUACGGCAAUCCAAAUGCUCCACUGAUCAAAGAAGACUUUCCAGUCGGUGGAACAACAAACCCAUACGGUACAUCAAAGUAUUUCAUCGAAAGAAUUCUCCAAGAUUGCUAUGUUGCCGAUAAGAAGAUGCAAAUUGUCCUUCUUAGAUACUUCAAUCCUGUAGGUGCUCACGAAUCAGGCUUGAUUGGUGAAGAUCCAAGUGGAAUUCCAAAUAAUUUAAUGCCAUUCAUUUCUCAAGUCGCUGUUAGAAAGCGGCCAUGCUUGAACGUUUUCGGUAAUGAUUAUCCAACACCAGAUGGCACAGGUGUUAGAGAUUACUUGCACGUUGUUGAUCUUGCUAUUGGCCACGUCAAGGCUUUGGAUUACUUGAAUGCACACCCAGACAGCAAGCCACUCAUUGUCAAUCUUGGAACAGGUAAGGGCUGCUCUGUCCUCGAACUCGUCCACGCUUUCGAGAAAGUCAAUGGAAUCGAAAUUCCUUAUAAGAUCGUUGCUAGAAGACCAGGUGACCUUCCAACAGUAGUUGCUGAUCCUUCAUAUGCUAAGGAAGUUCUUGGUUGGACAGCUACAAGAACAAUUGAAGAUAUGGUUCGUGAUUCAUGGAACUGGCAGUCACAUAAUCCAAAUGGCUACAGAGCUUAA
Messenger RNA from Trichomonas vaginalis G3, 1023 nucleotides. Its product is annotated as UDP-glucose 4-epimerase family. Gene Ontology annotation, molecular function: UDP-glucose 4-epimerase activity. Bases 1 to 1023 code for a protein of 340 amino acids. NCBI's taxonomy places the organism in Eukaryota, Parabasalia, Trichomonadida, Trichomonadidae. Gene Ontology annotation, biological process: beta-D-galactose catabolic process via UDP-galactose, Leloir pathway. The record is from RefSeq and is a predicted model, not a curated record. Gene Ontology annotation, cellular component: cytosol. The transcript has a single exon.